AUGUUGGUUAUUAAAGGUCUGGCUACGGCCAUUGCGCUGGCAUCUACGGCAACAGCUUUCUUCCCUUGGUUCCCCGACUAUCUUUGUGUUGAAGAUCAUACUUGCGUUGCAGAGCGUGCUGUGGAUGAUCGGGGAUUGGUAGCAGCAACCCUCAAACUCGUGCAGCGGAUACCAAAGAAUGAUUUGCCUCAUGAUAUGCAAAUACAACGCCUCGCUGAGCGGUUGACGAGAAAAUACCAGCGUGGUACUCCAGCUCGGCGCUUUGAGAUGCUGGAGCGGGAUGGUGUUGCCAAAAGGACUAAUACCUACAAUAUCAUGCCAGCCGCCACUCCCACACAAGCGAUGAGUGCUCCAAUCGAUCAAGACGGCACGGAUUUCUCAUACUUCACUGAGGUGACCUUGGGAUCAAGUAAAACUCUUCUCUACAUGCUUCUGGAUACCGGAGCUGCCACAACUUGGGUGAUGGGAAAGUCAUGUACUUCAGGACCUUGCAAAGUUCACAACACAUUCGAUCCAACAUCGUCAACUUCAUUCAAAGAUAUUGGCAAGACGUUUAACAUCUCUUAUGGUUCUGGACAAGUGGGUGGAAGAUUAGGGACGGACACCAUUUCCUUAGCUGGCAUGAGCUUCCCUAUGACUUUGGGAGUUGCUGACAUGACCUCUGAUGACUUCAACUCUUUUCCGAUUGAUGGUAUCCUUGGCCUGUCACAGUCCAGAGGCGACUAUCCCAUCUUCCUCGAGACCCUAGUCGAAUCGAAGAGCCUGAAAUCGAACAUCUUUGGUGUCAGCCUAAACCGAGCCGCGGACGGAACCAACACUGGUGAGAUCAAUUUUGGAGAACCAAAUACCUCAAAAUACAGCGGCAGUCUGAACUACAACGAUGUCUCGAAAGAUGCUGGUGGCGAUUGGGCUAUUUCGCUAGGCAAUGUUGGAGUGGGAAGUACACAGGCAAACAUCAAGGGGAAGUUAGCUUUCAUCGACACGGGGACCUCUUUCAUAUUCUGUCCUCCCGAAGACGCGAAAGUCUUCUACGCCUUGGUUUCUGGUGCCGAGACGACAAAUAAUGUUACUUACACUGUUCCGUGCACUACUACAACCGCUUUGACGUUUACAUUCGGAUCUAUCACAUAUAAUGUCGACUCCAAGGACUGGGUCUCACCUAUGGCCAAUGGAGUAUGUACAGGCAAUAUCUACGGCCAAGCCGUGACUCCUGGGAACUGGCUGUUAGGAGACACUUUUCUGAAGAAUGUUUACAGUGUUUUUGAUGCAGACAAGGAUAGACUUGGAUUCGCACAGAAGAACCCGGUAGCUGCUGUAGUAUCUUCCACGGCAACGCCAUCGUUUUCCUCCGCUACAUCUACUGGAACCACUUCUGCCACUGGUACCGAAUCGUCCACUGCCCCAAAAUCUGCUUCCACUACAAGUCCAAAUUCUUCCAGUGUGAGCUCCAGUGCCGCAGCUCCACUUUCUCCGGGACUCAACGGUCAUGAGACUUCUGGCACUGAUCCUGCUGCUGCCCAAACACAGUCGACUACGUCUGCGACCCCUACGCCAAAAUCAGAUGCUAGACAGCUGCUUUCGACCCUUCUGCCAGCUAUAUUUGCCUUCAUACUCGUAACUUUAAUAACCUGA
Molecule: messenger RNA, 1632 nt
Organism: Cadophora gregata
Lineage: Eukaryota; Fungi; Ascomycota; Leotiomycetes; Helotiales; Ploettnerulaceae
Exons: 4
Coding region: 1-1632 (543 amino acids)
Biological process (GO): proteolysis
Molecular function (GO): aspartic-type endopeptidase activity
Source: RefSeq, a predicted model, not a curated record